Esox lucius (northern pike) is the source of this 2539-nucleotide messenger RNA. RefSeq names its product titin-like. The coding region runs from base 85 to 2016 and encodes 643 amino acids. The record is from RefSeq and is a predicted model, not a curated record. Lineage: Eukaryota; Metazoa; Chordata; Actinopteri; Esociformes; Esocidae. The transcript has 5 exons.
GCUCAAUCAGCUGUGUUGUUUUCCAGUGAAGAUUUCUGGUAAGACAAAUAGCAACUGGCAUUGGAAAACAGGGCCCGAGACAACAUGAAGCUGGAGCUGUUGGUAGUGUUGGCUGUAGCAGCCUUCAUUCCCAGUCUGACUGAGGGGCGGCUGGUUUCCAAAUGUGAGCUGGAGACCACACUGGCACAGGCUGCCAAUCAGUUCAACCUGACAGAAAAUAUCUUGGUAAAAGGCAUUCAACUGGAGGAUGUCUUGGCCAAAAUUAUCUGUAGUUUGGAUCUAAAAUCUGGCUUGAACACCAGCCAUGUGACCAACCUUGUCCUGCAUAAACCCUUUAGUUUGCGACCGUUCAGGCACAACCGUUCAAUUAGAGAAAUGAGACCAAAGCCCACACGGAAGCCAGAGGCAGUAAAACCAAAACGUCUAGUUAGAGAAGUUCAAGCAAAGGAUGACGGAUUCCUUCCUGAAAGAGAAAAGGACAAGCUUAGACCUACAGGAUGGCCUGGAGGAGUGAAUUCAAAUCAUACAGGGAUGCCUGAGGAAGUGAGACCAAAACCCACACAGAAGCCAGAGGCAGUGAAACCAAAACGUCUAGUUAGAGAAGUUCAGGCAAAGGAUGACGGAUUCCUUCCUGAAAGAGAAAAGGACAAGCAUAGACCUACAGGGAGGCCCGGAGGAGUGAAUUCAAAUCAUACAGGGAUGCCUGAGGAAGUGAGACCAAAACCCACACGGAAGCCAGAGGCAGUGAAACCAAAACGUCUAGUCAGAGAAGUUCAGGCAAAGGAUGACGGAUUCCUUCUUGAAAGAGAAAAGGACAAGCAUAGACCUACAGGGAGGCCUGGAGGAGUGAAUUCAAAUCAUACAGGGAUGCCUGAGGAAGUGAGACCAAAACCCACACAGAAGCCAGAGGCAGUGAAACCAAAACGUCUAGUCAGAGAAGUUCAGGCAAAGGAUGACGGAUUCCUUCUUGAAAGAGAAAAGGACAAGCAUAGACCUACAGGGAGGCCCGGAGGAGUGAAUUCAAAUCCUACAAGGAUGCCUGAGGAAGUGAGACCAAAACCCACACAGAAGCCAGAGGCAGUGAAACCAAAACGUCUAGUCAGAGAAGUUCAGGCAAAGGAUGACGGAUUCCUUCUUGAAAGAGAAAAGGACAAGCUUAGACCUACAGGGAGGCCCGGAGGAGUGAAUUCAAAUCAUACAGGGAUGCCUGAGGAAGUGAGACCAAAACCCACACAGAAGCCAGAGGCAGUGAAACCAAAACGUCUAGUCAGAGAAGUUCAGGCAAAGGAUGACGGAUUCCUUCUUGAAAGAGAAAAGGACAAGCAUAGACCUACAGGGAGGCCCGGAGGAGUGAAUUCAAAUCCUACAAGGAUGCCUGAGGAAGUGAGACCAAAACCCACACAGAAGCCAGAGGCAGUGAAACCAAAACGUCUAGUCAGAGAAGUUCAGGCAAAGGAUGACGGAUUCCUUCUUGAAAGAGAAAAGGACAAGCUUAGACCUACAGGGAGGCCCGGAGGAGUGAAUUCAAAUCAUACAGGGAUGCCUGAGGAAGUGAGACCAAAACCCACACGGAAGCCAGAGGCAGUGAAACCAAAACGUCUAGUCAGAGAAGUUCAGGCAAAGGAUGACGGAUUCCUUCCUGAAAGAGAAAAGGACAAGCUUAGACCUACAGGGAGGCCUGGAGGAGUUAAAAAUGAAGAGGAAGUGUUUUUUGGCUAUGAGGAAGAACAACGCAAGCCAUUCAUGCCGUUAAAGCCACUGUACAUUAACCUCUUCGGGCUCUUCCAGCUGAGUGAUCGCCUCACCUGCAUCUCGUCCAACAACACUUACUCUCUCAAUCUCUGCAACACAGCGUGUACCUCCUUUCUUGAUGAUGACAUCAGUGAUGACAUUGCCUGCUUUGUGAAAUCUAUUUCCUGGAUGAAAGCUAUGAUGUUCCCAUGGAAAUGUGCCACAUUGCAAGCUUCAGAGUACAUUCAGUGUAACCAAACACUUAGCAGUACUACGAGUAUUUAGGAACCAAUAAAAUGAUGUAUUUGUAUCUGUUUCCCAACUCUACCUAAAACCUCAAAAUAUGUUAGUGUCCAUCAGCUCUGGGUGUUGUGCUAGGAAUUAAUUGAGCUCCUCAUCCCUUAUAUUGACAGUAUAUUUUCCAACCCUCCUGUCCUCCAACUGCUCAACUAUUAGAAGUUAGAAAUUAUCAAGUGACCAAAAUAAUUGGUACCUACAGAAAAAUGGGGGAGGGUCAUGUUUUUCUAAUUUCAUGUUUUUUUUGUUAUUGGCCGGGGCUAUUCGGCUUCUGCUGCCAGGGCUUAUGGUUUGUGCAACAUUGCAGAUGUCAGACCAGAGUGAAGCAGUUUGUAUGUAAUAAGAGCGAGGAGCAUGCACACCUACCUUUAUCACUUACAUGACUAGAAUAAGAUAUGAUUUAUCCCCUCUGAUAAUUGGAAAACACGAGUCUGCAUAAUGCUAAAUGCAUUUCCUAAUAUAAUCAGCAUUAUAAAUAACACAUACUUAGUAGAUAUCAUUAUGUUGAAAA